AUGAGACGUUUUCCAAAAACUCCAGCGAACGAUAGCAAUCGUUCUACUUCCCCAACUUUGCUUUCAUCUAACGUGGCUACCAAUGCGACUACCGCUUCGUCAAAUAAUUCCAGCAGUGCAAGUAACAACACAAAUAAUACACCAAAUUCUACUUUCAACGUUAACAACAACGUCUCGGGCACAAGUACAUUUUCUUGGUCUUCUGUGGCGGCUGCAAACAGUAAUAACGCUACAUUAAAUCGUUCCCUUCAACACGAACCAUCCGAGAAAUCUGAUGUACCUGGUUCUAAUGAUUCCGCCUUAAAUCCUUUCAAAUAUUCCAAGGAAUUCAUGAUUAAAUUAUAUAAACCGGUAGGAUUGCCUUUGGAGUUCGAACGGCACGAAUAUAUUACAAGCGAAGAGCCGUUACAACCAAUGGCAUUGAUAGUACCAACAGAACAGGAACAAAAGCUUUUAUCGGGUGCUUCUGUUAAUAGUGAUCUUACCCGACGUAUCGUCUCCAAUACUACAGGGGGGGUGAUUACAGGGGGUGAGCGCGUAGAAAGAGAUAGAGUACCGUAUUCCCCACGAAAUGAUAAACAUAUCAAUACGGGGCUUACUUCGCCCAGAGGAGAAAGAUUUGGUGGAAUUAUCGGUGGAGUGCUCAGCGGGCGAACGAGUCCACGGAGUAGUCGUCCACCUCGAACACCCGGGUCUUUAAAUCCUUCUAGUGACGAUCCAAUUUGGAAUGGCGUGGUAACUAGAAAUGCAGUAGGAACUUUUGACAGUAAUGGGGUGUUUAGAAUUCAAGGAAAUCAUGUAGAUGAUGAAUCUCUUGAUAAAUCAAAGAAAGAUGAUCCCGAACCUAAUAAAAAAAUUGAUCAAGAGAUUGAAAAGAAAAGCCAAGCCGAUCAUUCGGAUGCAAGCGAUUAUACAAAAUCUCCUCAAAGUGAUCAUAUUACCUCCAAAAAGGAAUUUUCGGAAUUAAAAAAUGAAUCUAUAAAUAAUGUUGAGGACAUGAAUUUAUCAUCGGAAGAAUUGAAUUCGUUCCAAGAAAAACCACCAUUUCAACGUGUUAAUCAACAUAUGCAAGCAGAAAAAGAACAAAAUAUGAUUCAGGGGUGGCGAGAGUUGCAAGAACAAAGUCAACAAGAGGAUGAUAAUAUAAAUCUACAAGAAGAAUUUCACCCACCAGAUGAACAAAAUGAGAAAGAGCACGCUUUAGAACAACAAUUAAUUUUACAGCAGUUACAACUGCAGCAAGAAAAAGAUAAGGAACAACAACAUAAUGAGAAGCAACAGCUACAACGACAGCUGCAAUUACAGCAGCAUGAACAAGAACAAUUACAAAUUCAGCAAAGGCAGGAGCAACUUCAGCAUCAGUUGCGACUACAACAGCAACAGCUAUUACUUCAACAACAACAGAUCAUGCAGGAUCGUCAGCAGCAUAUAAUGCAGCAACAACAUCAACAAUUACUACUGCAACAUCAUUUUGACCCUGAUCAAGAUGAUGAUGUACUUAAAGAGGCUUUUUCAUAUCCAAAUAUGGGAGGUAACACACCACCAAUGUCCCCUCCGGGAAAAACUAAGUAUUCCGCACACUCUAUAAUUGGCUCUAAUAGUGCUUUCGGAGAUACUAAUUCUGGGGUAACAAGUCUCUUUUCUGGCACCGGUCUAAAUUCAGAAUCAAGAAAACAAUCAGAGCAAUCUAAAUGGUUGUAUAGAGAUCCGAGUGGCAAUAUUCAAGGACCAUUUAGCAGUCAAGAAAUGAAUGAAUGGUAUAAAGGUGGAUUUUUUGUACUUAGUCUUUUGGUUAAAAGAGUGGAAGAUGCUACAUUUGAACCACUAGGAGCUUUAAUUAGAAAGACUGGUGAUGAUGAGAGACCUUUUUCAGCACCAAUUAUAGGAAAUAGACCAUCAUUAACAAUCUCUAUGCCAAAUAAUUCUUCACGGUUGGUAAAUGACCCAUUUCAACGAGCUUGGGGAGCGCCUAAUUCGCCUAGCACAGCUCAAUUGUUUUUAGAACACCAACAAAGAUUUAAUCCGUUCGGAGGAACUACGUCUGUACCGACAACACCAUUUGAUAGAUAUCAAUUCGGUGGGGUGUUUGGUCGUAAUGAGACAUCAAAUGGUUGGAGUGAUUUAGGGACGACGAGCUCUGGGUGGGGGCCUUCUGAAAAUUACACAUCAAAUGGUGGUAAUCUUUCACCUCGUCUGCAAACUCCAAAUUCUCCUCCAUUAUUCAACAAUAAUGCGACAUUCAAUGUGUCGCCACCCCAAACUUAUAUGGAACAUCAACGACAAUUAGAGAGACAACAGUAUUUAAUGUUACAACAAAGACAAUUACAGCAAAAUCAACAUGCCUAUCCAGAUACAUUUAUUCGUCAACAACAUCAAAAUUAUGUUGGUCUAUCUGGACCAGUCUCAGCACCGAUUACAAAUGCUCCAAAUUCACCAUUCAUUGAUGUCAUAACGCGAAAUGCAGGUUGGCCAACCACGACAGAACAACAACCUCCCCCAGUUUCGCCAUGGGGAAUAAUAGCUCCUGGUGUUGGCGUUACACCUUCUCGAGUUCAACAGUCGGAAGAUUCGGGGUAUUUUGGUAUUAGAAAAGAAUCCAAUUUUGGGUUACAACAAUCAACACAUCACGAACGAUUACAAAAUCGCACUAAUGAUCGAUCAUAUGAAAUUGUUGGACAAACACAAGAACCUACUUUUGAGAAUAAAACGAUUAAUGAGGUUAUCGAAUCAAUGUCAAAGCUAACUCCAAUGGAUGAAAAAAUUAAUUUAAAUAAAGUCGAUGGAAAAUUUAAUAUGGUGGAUAAAAUAGAAUUAUCACCAAAGCCCAAAUUAGAUGAACCUAUCCCUCAACCUACACAAAAGGAAGAAACUUUGCGAUCAAAACCUUCUUUACGUGAAAUUCAAGCGGAAGAAGAGCGUAAAAAGCAGCACGAAGAAAAAGAAAAAAACAACUGUGGUUUCUGUACUGCUGGUAAACUUCCUCAACCACUAAAGUCGUCAAAUGCAGCGUGGGUUAACAAUAGUCCUGUAACACCAUCCUCACCCGCUCCGUGGGCUAAAGAUGAUGAUCACCCAACUCAAAAAACGCCAUCUUUGCGUGAAAUUCAAGAAAUGGAAGCUCGAAAAGCAGUUGAAAGAAAAGCUGCUGCUGCUGUAACCGCAAAUUCACAUGCGCCUGCUCCUUAUAAGGAUGAUGCGGCAACCUCAACUACUUCUUGGGGCAUAGUUGUUCCGGCUUCAUCUAACGAGUCGGAUUCGUCUUCACUUUCUACUUCACCUGUUGUGACCACACCAGCUUGGCAAUCAAACAAUACUGCACCAAAAAAGACUCUUAGAGAAAUUCAAAAAGAAGAAGAGGAAGCAAUAAAGAAACGCAACAAGCUUCGCGAGAUGCAACAGGCAUUGAAUAUCUCUGCUGCAUCCGGUGGAACGACAGCUCCAAAUAGCAUGGGAAAACGCUAUGCUGAUACGAAGCCAUCAGUAAACUCUGUGACUAAUGCCUGGACAACCGUUGCAAGUAAAACGUCUGCUCGUGUCACUACUACUACUCCAACGAAUAUUAGUUUGAACUCAAAAACGAAUAUAGCUACUAAAGAUGCUUCGCUUUUAGACUCAGAACACAAGUCGGUUAACGGUGUUCAGUCUGGAUUAAGAGCUGUAAACCAAUCUGCUAAGCCUACUGAGACCUUGAAAAGUGGUACCAGAACGACUGUUAAUAUGGGCAUAUCCAAGAGUGGCACCAACAAUAACAAUAACAGUGGCGGUAAUAUCUCAUCUUACUCCGAAGGUUCUACGCCACGACCACCUUCCGAAGAAUUUUUAAAAUGGUGCAGAAAUGCCUUACGUGGAUUGAAUAACGUAAAUGUCGAUGAAUUCAUUCAUGUGUUGUUAACGUUUCCACUUGACCCACCCCCGGAAACUGUCGAGAUUAUUCAAGAGUCUAUUUAUGCUAACUCACCAACUUUAGAUGGGCGUCGAUUUGCUGAUGAAUUUAUUAAAAGAAGGAAGGCUGAUGCUAAUGGAUUACCGAUGAACAGUUUAUUAAACCAUCAUUCGGAUAGUAAACCAAACAAAGAUCUUGCAAAUGGAAGUAAUGGUGCAAAGGAUGAUUUUACAGGGAAUGGAGCGGGUGCUUUUAAAGUAGUAACGACUAAAAAGAGUAAAAAAAAUAAGCAUUAA
This is a messenger RNA of Dentiscutata heterogama, 4179 nucleotides long. The record is from the annotation of a GenBank genome assembly. Lineage: Eukaryota; Fungi; Glomeromycota; Glomeromycetes; Diversisporales; Gigasporaceae.